UCUCAGUUCCGUGACGGCUGCCCGAGCGAUCGGUUGUUCCAGCUCUCUGUAUUUGGUAUCUUGGCAUUUCAAUUGUUGCGUCGUUGUCGCUGUCGUUGUCGUUUUUCGUGUAUCUUCGUGUAUUUUGAUAUUUUGUUCGCUUUGAUCGAAGCAGACGUCAUCGCCAGAGACGGACGUGUUGUUGUUGUUGCUGCUACUCGAUUGAUUUGUUGCAAAUAACAACAAAAGAAAAUAAAGUGAGAAUUCCAAAUUCGAAUAUCAGUGCGAGAACGUGUAUCUAAAAGUACGUGCUUGUUAACAUAACCAACAACUUCGCUUUGCACAAUGUCGAAGAGCCUGCGCCCUCUUAAGAUAACCAUCGUUGGCGAUGGCAUGGUGGGCAAGACCUGUCUGCUGAUCACAUACACACAAAACGAAUUUCCCGAAGAGUAUAUACCAACUGUGUUCGAUAACCAUGCCUGCAACAUAAUGGUCGAUGAUAACGAAUACAAUCUAACUCUCUGGGACACUGCUGGGCAGGAGGAUUAUGAAAGGCUGCGUCCCUUGAGCUAUCCCAAUACGAACUGCUUCCUGUUGUGCUAUUCGAUCAGCAGUCGCACCUCAUUCGAGAACAUCAAGAGCAAAUGGUGUCCGGAGAUCCGUCACUUCAGCAACAGUACGCCCGUGGUGCUGGUGGGAACGAAGCUUGAUUUGCGUAUACCAAAUUCAGAGAAGUUUGUGACCACAAACGAGGGACGCAGACUGCGCAAAGAGAUCCAUGCACACAGUUUGGUCGAAUGCUCGGCGAAGAAGAAGAUCAACUUGCAUCAGGUGUUCGAGGAGGCGGUGCGAGCGGUGGAGAGGAAGCCAAAAUCAAAGCCGCAAACGUGCAAAAUAUUGUAAUUAAGUCGUAUGCUUAAUAUCUUUAAUAUUGUUAUUAUACGUAAUUGUAUUAUAUAACUAUGCUACCAUAUAUAUAUAUACAUACGUAUAUAGUAUAUACUGUAUGCAAACAUAUGUAUGUAAAUGUCUGAUUUUGGGCGUUGGAUUCGCUUGUUUCACUGAGUGUAGAAAAUGUAACGAUAAGUUGUAAUAUUAAGUUUUUAAGUUGUGUGAAAUCAGUUUUGUAUGCCACAACAAAGUGCAUUUUUUUGUUUGUUUAUUUACAAAUCGAAACACAUUAUGUAAUUCUUUGAAUUUAAAUGCAACAAAAAAAGUAAUAUAAUAGACAUGUAUAAAUAUUAAAGCCAAACCAAACAAAAA
Messenger RNA from Drosophila sulfurigaster albostrigata, 1242 nucleotides. RefSeq names its product ras-like GTP-binding protein RhoL (gene RhoL). NCBI's taxonomy places the organism in Eukaryota, Metazoa, Arthropoda, Insecta, Diptera, Drosophilidae. The record is from RefSeq and is a predicted model, not a curated record. Gene Ontology annotation, molecular function: GTPase activity; GTP binding. Bases 325 to 882 code for a protein of 185 amino acids. Gene Ontology annotation, biological process: small GTPase-mediated signal transduction. The transcript is spliced from 3 exons.